Molecule: messenger RNA, 923 nt
Organism: Haliotis rufescens (red abalone)
Lineage: Eukaryota; Metazoa; Mollusca; Gastropoda; Lepetellida; Haliotidae
Exons: 2
Coding region: 154-747 (197 amino acids)
Source: RefSeq, a predicted model, not a curated record
CGACCAGUAGUGUUAAGAACUAGCUUGUAAGGCCGACCAACGAUUCGACGAACUUAACAAACCUGUUUCCUUACCGUGGCUAUGCAUAGCUUUGUAGUCGGGACAGCUUGCUUUAAGGAAGGACUAUCAACCUUGUGAGAGGGUUUCACACAAAUGGGAAACGUCCCAGCGUCAUCCGACGGUCCAACGACCGAUGCCAGGUGCACUGUGUACAUCUGGUUCCCCAACGCUGAAUGUGUGGGCCACGGAGCUGUGGAACUGGAUAACGGAACCUACAUCAGUUGGUGGACAAAGAAUGGCAAGGGGUUGACUACUUUAGCCGCUGGAACUGCGGAGCGAACCCUACAAGGGGACAUUGGAGACGAAGGCAGGGAGGCGGACUGUGUUCUGGAGAUACCUCCCCACAUUGUGCUGGACCAGGAUGCUAUGGAAGACUGGUGGGGGAAGUUCAAGGAAUCAGGCUUGUGGAAAUUAAUGACGAACUGUUGUUGGGUGGUCAAAGAAGCUCUUGUUGUUGGUGGGAUUAAGAAGUAUUCAAACAUUGACGGACUGAUCAUCAACAUUGAUAACCCUUCCGACCUUCUGUUUGGCAUGAGCAAGAUUCCUGCAAUUGACACAAAGACUGGGAAACCAUUAUCCAAUGGUGAUGGCUACAUGAAAGGAAAUGUGUUAACUUAUAUGAGGCUUGUGAGGCCUUACCACGUGUUUCCACUGGGCUGGUUUAAGAUAUCUUCUCAGAGCAGAUAAGUGCGUAUCAAAGCUUGACUUCCGUGAAGAAACCAAGAGCAAUGGUGGCAAGAUUGUUUGUUUGUUGUUUAACGCCGCACUCAGCAAUAUUGCAGCUAUGUGACGGCGGUCUGGGAAUAAUUUGGACCAGACAAUCCAGUGAUUGGCAUCAUGAGCACCGAUCCACGCAAUUGGGA